AUGGCCUCUGCUAGACCAUUUGUAGAUUUCAAACUAAAGCAAAGAAAGGUUGUCUUGUUUUCCAAAACUUAUUCACCAGAAUGUUCUACAGCCAAAGACAUACUUGAUCAGUACAACUUAUCCGAUGUAGAAUACCAAGUUGUAGAAAUAGAAAAGCGGCAGGACUGUGUGCAGAUUGAAAAUUAUCUUCUAGCAUUAUGUCUGACAGAUUCUAGGAAGGUUCCACUUUUGUUUGUUGAAGGUCGCUACAUUGGAAGUGAACAGGAAAUCAGCCUGUUGCACAGCUCUAGUGAGCUGAAGCAGGUUCUCAAAGGCUUAGAUGUUUUUAAAGACGAUCAGUCAAAGAUUUAG
Molecule: messenger RNA, 351 nt
Organism: Candidula unifasciata
Lineage: Eukaryota; Metazoa; Mollusca; Gastropoda; Stylommatophora; Geomitridae
Source: the annotation of a GenBank genome assembly